Molecule: messenger RNA, 513 nt
Organism: Aphanomyces astaci
Lineage: Eukaryota; Oomycota; Saprolegniomycetes; Saprolegniales; Verrucalvaceae
Exons: 3
Coding region: 1-513 (170 amino acids)
Source: RefSeq, a predicted model, not a curated record
AUGGCAUCGCUGGAUGCUCUAGCCGAAGAUUCCGAGAUCAUCGAUUUACUUGCUACACUAUUCAACAACGAAUUCACGCAAGGCGCUGCAGCUGCUGCGGCGUCACAUCCGCACGAACAACCACCCACGACACCCGGUCUACUGCUACCCACCCUUGCAGCCCCGUCAUCCACGCGAAAAUUGUGCAAAGAAGACGGGUGCUUGCGAAAAAACGUGAGCAAGGGCUUCUGUAUACGCCACGGGGGGGGCAAGCGAUGCCAAGUCGAGUCGUGUGACAAAGGGGCCAAACAGAACGGGGUGCGUCGCGGGAGUGCGAGUUGGAAGGCUGUACAAACCAUUCCAAAGCCCGAGGCUUGUGUUGGUCCCAUGGAGGGGGGAGGCCGUGCGCUACCGAAGAUUGCCACCGCACAGCGCUACAAGGGGGGCAUUGCUGGGCUCAUGGUGGAGGUACACAUCAGCUCAAGCAUGACACUGUGCACCAGCGGAUUGCUUCUUUUAAACCAAGCGCACUAG